AUGGAAUCAUCUACUUUUAUCAAACAACAAUGUAAUCUUCUCAAAGAACAAAGAACGUCUUCUACCAAUAAUCAAUUAAAAACUUGUUUGGACAAUAUAGUUGUCAAACUUAAUCAAGACACAAUGAAGAAUGAUGUUACAGUAAUACAACAAAUUGUUUCAUCUAUUUCAUUUCGUAUAAAAAAUGAUCAAACAUUUUACCAAGCAAAAUUUCUUAAUCAUGAAUUGUUUUUGUUCAUUCGUGAUUAUUAUCUUGAUAUUCUGCGUCGAUGGCGAACUGGUCAAAUACUCGAUUCAAUAUCUGGUCAAGUUUUCACACAAAUAGCUAUUCUAUUUGCUGAACUUUGUUUACAUGUUGUCGAUGAUGAUAUUGAUCCAUUGAAACAACUCUUAAUUCAUGUAUCUUUGAUUGAUGAAAUUCAUGCAUGUCUCAAGGACAUCGCUACACAAGGUAAACAUUUGCAGGAUCAACAAAUAGAAGCAAUUGAUUAUAUUCUUCGAGCAAUUCAUUAUCUUCAGAAAGGUCGAACAGAUAUUCAGAGUAUACCAAUAUUAGUUGAACUACUCGAUAGUGUUGUUGAUUGUGUAUGCUCAAAUUAUUUCAUUGAUAUGUUUAAACAAAUAGCUGAAUUAGAAAAACUCAAUGAAGUACAAACAUUUUUACUCGAUACUUGUACUAAUUACAUAUCUUGGCACAAUGGUAAUCAUUAUAAUAAAACUUGUGUAGCCGUUCGAACUGCUCAAUUAAAUAGUUUUACUUGUUGGUUUCAAACUCAGCUUUUAUCUUAUAAAAAAUUGAGUAGAGUAGCUAUUAAAGUUAUUGGUCAAUUUUGUAUUACAUUAAUCGGUGGAAAUGCUAGCGAUGAAGAACUAUUUCCUCAAUCAAUUCGUGAAGAUUAUUGUACAAUGAUCGAUCAAUUAUCUUCCAUAUUAAAUACAAUAAUGGAAUGUAAAACAAUGGAUGACAUAACAAAAGAUUUAAUAAGAGUUCUCGUUCAAAAUUUGUAUUCUUUGACAAUGACAAAUGAUUUACGAACAUAUAUAAAAAAUAAACAUAUUGUUCCAUUAUUAUUAAAAGUAGCUACUAUUGAAGAUGAAAUCAUACAAUUUCAUAUUUAUCGCAUAUUAGCUUCAAUUAUGACAGAAGACGAUAUCAAAACAUUAAAAAAUUCGACACAAAUUGCCAUUGUUUUUCUUAGAUUUUUUACUAAUCUUAUCGAUGAUUCCAGUAGGAUACCACGAUUCCAUAAUUUACUUCGUAGUCUCAAGAUCUUGAUUCAACAUGAUCAAAUAAAAGAAGAAUUAACAAAACAAGGAAUCUUAACUCUUCUUCUUCGUUGUGUAACCGAAUCAAAAUUUGAUCCUAUCAAAGUGCAACUAUCAGCAUUAGAAAUUCUUCUUGCUCUAACAUUCAAUCAUAAUGCUGCAUGUCAACUCAAAGAUAAUUCUCAAUUCAUUUCAAAUUUGAAAACAUUGCUUAUCUCAUCUACUGAACAAGAUCUACAGAGAGUCGCUGAAAAUCUCCUGUGGAAACUGGAAAAAGAAGAAACAAUUAACACAAAAUCGGAUGAAACAUCGACAAAAUCUGAUAUUACUAUUAAAAAAUAUGAUAUUAUGUUGAGUUAUUCACAUAGUGAUAAGGAUUUAUGUUAUCGUAUUCAUGAUUGUCUUGUCAAAGAUAAUUUUCGAGUAUGGAUUGAUCGAUAUGAAAUACAUGGACAAACAAUGGUUGCCAUUGCUACUGCUAUUGAAAAUUCAGAAUUUGUAUUUUUAUGCAUGUCAGAUGCAUACAAACAAAGUGCUUAUUGUCAAUCUGAAGCUCAUUAUGCUUUCGAACGCCAAUGUUAUUUGAUUCCAUUGAUGAUGAAACCAGGUUAUCGACCAGAUGGAUGGUUAGGAAUUAUUGCUAGUGGAAAGAUCUAUAUCGAUUUUCCUAAACUUGGUUUCGAUAUUGCCUAUAAAAAUUUGAAAAAUGAAAUGAUUCGAUAUCGAACAAGUCAAGCUCAAUCGAAUUCAACAAAAAAAUCGAUUGAACAUGGCUUAGAUAUGGAAAUAAUAAAUCUACCUGUCAAAUCAUAUGAAUAUCAUUCAUUAGUUAGAGAUUAUCCACAUUGUAUUAAUCAAUGGACAACAACUCAUGUUCAAUCAUUUCUUAUCAACGAAAAAUUCGAAUGUCUUCUUCCAGUUUUGGGAAAUAUGGAUGGAUAUCUUCUUUAUGAAACUCAUAAAAGAUGCAAAAUACAUUGGGAUCUAAUGUUUCAAACAUUUAAAGCUGAAGUAGCAGCAGCUGAUGGUCAACAAAAACUUCUAACAAUUGACACUUACAUACGUUUUCUUCAUGCCAUCGAAAAAUAUAUACCAAUCACACCCAAUGACAGUUACAAACCUUCAUCUCCGACGUCUAUAUUUUGUACUCUACUAUAA
Messenger RNA from Rotaria sp. Silwood1, 2424 nucleotides. The record is from the annotation of a GenBank genome assembly. Lineage: Eukaryota; Metazoa; Rotifera; Eurotatoria; Philodinida; Philodinidae.